GUUCGUGCGAACUAGAAACGACGCGUGUCUUGUUGCAAGUUAGUAAAUUAGGUAUAAUUAUGGCUACAGCAGUAUUAGAUGAGUGGACUGAAGAAAAGUGUUUACAACUGAUACGAGAGUUUAGGAUGAGACCCAUUCUAUGGGACCAAAAAGAUCCGUUUUACUUUAAGAAGAACAUGAAACCUAAAGCUUGGCAAGAAAUAAGUGACAAAAUAAAUAUCUCUCCGGAUAAAUGCAAACACAAAAUGAUUAUUUUAAUGUCAUCUUUUAGAAGAGAAAAAGCAAAAAUAAUGCACAGCAUGGCGGAUUCAUCAGAUACUUCUCAGGCCUACAAAAGUACAUGGUUUGCGUUUAAGGACAUGGCCUUCUUGAUGGAUAAAGACAAUGAAAGAAAACGACAAUCACAAAAUUGCACUGAUGAAGACGACGAUGAAGAUUGGGCUAUUUCUAACUUUCAAAACAAAUUGUUGAGAAAUCAUGUGGGCAUACCUAUACCAAUGAGAAAUCGAAAAUCACUGGCUUACAAACAAGAUGUAUAUCAAAAAGUGUUAGAUUUAGUUCAAGACGAUGAUCACCCGACACACCCUACACCAGGUCCCAGUCAAACAAUAGAAGAACGAGACGAUGAGAUCAAAUCGUUCCUUUCAUUCAUAGGAAAUAAGAUGAAAAGGUAUACAGACGAGACUAAAAAUGCCGUCCAAAGAGCAAUUUGUGAAGUUAUUUUUAAGGCUGAUCAAAAUUUUUAUGAAUCAAACUGUACUCCUAAGUACACUAUUAUAGACAACACCGAGUCUGAUCCUCUGCACAAGGAAUUAUAUGAAAUGCAAACCGAGGCAGUGAUAAAAGUACAAAACGAAUCCGAUGAGGAUGAAAUCAGUAAUUAG
Messenger RNA from Spodoptera exigua (beet armyworm), 884 nucleotides. The record is from the annotation of a GenBank genome assembly. Lineage: Eukaryota; Metazoa; Arthropoda; Insecta; Lepidoptera; Noctuidae.